This is a messenger RNA of Wallemia ichthyophaga EXF-994, 1107 nucleotides long. RefSeq lists its product as uncharacterized. The coding region runs from base 1 to 1107 and encodes 368 amino acids. Gene Ontology annotation, biological process: mRNA splicing, via spliceosome. The record is from RefSeq and is a predicted model, not a curated record. The transcript is spliced from 2 exons. Gene Ontology annotation, molecular function: RNA binding. Gene Ontology annotation, cellular component: U2-type spliceosomal complex. Lineage: Eukaryota; Fungi; Basidiomycota; Wallemiomycetes; Wallemiales; Wallemiaceae.
AUGGCCACACUCGCGGAAAAACGGAAACCAUCGCUGAAAGUGGCUAAGCCCGCACAGCGAUACAGACCUGGACAGAGACCGGUGCAGGCGGAGGGGAGCGAUGGCAGUGGGAGUGAGAGUGAGGAUGAGGAAGAGGAAGACGGCGACGACUAUGAGAACGAGAAUGGGAAUGAGAAUAUCACUGCUCUUGAUACUAUCGAUCAGGAUAUAAAGCCUGAUAUCAAGCCUGAUACUCGUAACAUGGCUAUCAGCACAAAUAUCAAGGAUUUGGAUAUCGGCAGAACUCAAGUCAAGCAAGAGUCUGAAACGGGCGAUAACCAAGAAAUUAGCCAAGAAAGCAGCCAAGAAAGCUCAGAAGAAAGCUCAGAAGAAAGCUCAGAAGAAGCCCCAGCACCCCGUCUUAAACCAACAUUCAUACCAAAACGCGCUCGCGAGACCACCCUACAGCAGCAGAAACAGACCCAAGAUUCAGAAGAAGCGCAAAGAAAGAGAGAAGAAGCAGAUGAAGAGCGGAAACAGGCGUCGAUUGAUAUGGUGGCUGACAGUAUACGCAGGGAGAUGGCAGAGAAGGACGCUACACAGCUCAUCCCUGAUGUAGACGACACAGAUGGUCUUGACCCACAGGCUGAAUUCGACGCUUGGAGGCUGCGUGAAUUGAAGCGUAUAGAGCGACAUGAGGUGGCUAAGAAAAUUCGCGAUGAAGAGAUGGAGGAAAUAGAGCGUAGACGCGCUAUGCCAGAACACGAACGCAUCAAGCAAGACACUGCCCUCGCUGAACAGAAGCGCGACGAGAAAUACAAAACCAGACAGGGCGGUACUUAUAUGCAGAAAUUCUGGCAUAAAGGUGCUUUCCAUCAGGAUAUGGAUGUCUUGAAGAGAGAUCUUUCUGGACCUACGGAGAAUCAAAUCGACCUUGGUAAACUCCCGCAAGUGAUGCAAGUGAGAGAUUUCGGUAAGAUCAAGCAGACAAAGUAUAAGACGCUUAAAGACGAGGAUACUAGUGUGCAGAAUACUACUAAGAAGAAGCGCGAUGACGUUGGUGAUAGUAGAUAUAGACAGCAGGAGGAUAUUGAUCGGGAGGACAGUAAGCGACAGAAGGUGUCGUAG